UAAACACAUUACUUAACGCCCGUUUAUUUAUGUAAACACAUUGCUUAACGCCCGAUUUUUAUUUUACGAUUUUUAUUUUCCAAUUUCCAGUGUGCUGGUGGAUGUUUCUGUGCGUGGAUGUCUGCAGCGGAAGUGCAUGUGGGUGGAUGUCUGGAGCGUGUGGGUGGAUGUCUGCAUUCAGACCUGUCCAUGAUUCAGACUCUUGAAACCUCCUACUACAAGUUACGCCUCCGUCUUGCAGGACGCAGACAGACCCACCUCGACAGACCCACCUCGAAUUUUCCGCCUUGCUGAUCCACGCGCAACUUUCAGAUUUCCGUACUUGUAGAAUUGUUUUUUGUACUUGAAGGAUUUUUUUUUGUACUUGAAAGAUUUUAGUUUGUACUUGAAAGAUUUUAGUUUGUACUUGAAAGAUUUUAGUUUGUAGGCUACUUGGAGGAUCUUUUUUUGUAAUUGAAGAAAUAUGUUUCUUUGUAUGUGUAAAACAUACUGUAUUUGUUUCUGAAGCAAAAUGCAUUAGUUUGUGAAUGAUGUUUUGUAUUUGCAAACCACACUGAGUGUGUGUGUGAAUCGUUAUGCGUGAGUUAAACAUGUUUUGUGUGUGUGUGAAUCGUUGUGCGUGAGUAAAACACGUUUUGUGUGUGUGUGUGUGGGGGGUUUUGGCAUGAUUCUAACUCCAUAGCUCUGGUUUAGGCCUAGUUGGCACAGGGUCAAUCAAACUAGAGUUCAGCGUUAACCUCCGUUCGUGGAAUACCAAACAGAAUGUGGAGUAAACAGUUGUGUUUCCUGCCUUUAUGUCUAGAUAUGUAUAGUGAAUGUCUUCCGCGGUGACGGCCCCUAGCGGGCACCCGUGACAUCGCAGGCUUAGGAGGGCUUUAGAAUGGAACCUGAACGAUGGUUCCUAUGUGUCACAUCGAGAAAUGUCCCCCGAUAGGAAGUGGCUUCGUGAGGGCCAGAGACGAAGGAUUAACAUUGUUAACUGAACCAAUGUUACUCAGUGUCGGGACUGCUCCACAUGUCCCGCUUAUGACCGCUCUAUUAUCAGAAUAAAACCAUAAGUUAGAGCGGAAGGACCGACGCUCCGGUCCCAGAGGAGCACUUCGGGACUCGAGGAGCUCCCCGAGGCUAACCGUCACACCACCGGGUCAACACCUCACUCCACCGUGUUCUGGGUGAACUAUGUCCAGUGAUUGGUAUUGAACAGUUAAGCUUCAGUCAGUCCCCCACACCCCACCAUGUCCACCAUGUCCACCACGUCGCUGGACCAGGAGCUCCAGGAGCGGCUGCGCGAGGCGGCGGCCAUCGGGGACUUGGACGAGGUGCGCUCCCUGGUCGAGGGGGGGGUCAACGUCAACUCUCAGAACGAGAUCAACGGCUGGACAUGCCUUCACUGGGCCUGCAAGCGGAACCACAGGCACAUUGUGUCGUACCUGCUGGACUCUGGAGCCGACAUGGAGAUACUGACGGCCAAGGAUGAGCUCGCCUCUCAGCUAACCUCCAAACCAGAAAUCAAGAGGCUGCUGGGAGUGGAAGACCUGCCGGAGGUGAAGGAGGCGGAGCUGCCCAUCAUCCCCAACUACCUGUCCAACCCGCCCUUCAUGUACAGCAAGCUGGACAGCAAGGUGGAGGAGCUGGUGGCUCAGCUCCAGCAGCAGAGCGGCUCCGGGGACCUCGAGCCGGAGGACCCCUCCGUCUCCCCCACCCACCAGCCCCCGCCACCGGUGCUGAGCCCCGUGGGCGACGCCCCCAACGCCCGCUUUGUCCCCGUCUGCUCCCUGACCACACCCGCCCCCCUGGCGCCCCUCGGCCAGCCGGGCCACCCCUCAGGGGCCUUCGUCCCCCUGGUGGAGCAGAACGGGAUGCAACACCCCCACCCGUACUCUGCGGUCAACGGGGUGCUGCCCAUGGACCUGUCGUCGGAGCCCCCCCCGGACUACCCCCCCCACGCAGCACAGAACGGCGCGGGCUGCACGCCGCCGCGGGCCUCCCCCAGCUCCAGCAGCGGCAGCCAGGUGCAGGCUCCGGGGCCCGGAGUGCACCCCGCCAUGACCCGGCAGCCGUCCGUCCCCCAGCAGCUCAGCAGUGGUCCGGGCGGGGCCGGGGGCGGAGCUAUGCCCGCCUUCCAGCCCUUCUUCUUCACCAGCACCUUCCCGGUCAACGUCCAAGAGCUGGUGCUGAAGGUCCGCAUCCAGAACCCUAACACACGGGACAACGACUUUAUCGAGGUUGAGCUGGACCGCCAGGAGCUGACCUUCCGCUCGUUGCUCCGGGUCUGCUGCCGCGAGCUGGACAUCAGCGCCGAGCACGUGGAGAAGAUCCGCAAGCUGCCCAACACCCUGCUUAGAAAGGACAAGGACGUUGCCCGGCUGCAGGACUUCCAGGAGCUGGAGGUGGUGCUGGAGAAGGGGGAGGGUCUGUCCCUGUUCUCCGGGACCGGGACCCUCACUGACCGGCCCUGCUACAACAUGAAGGCCUCCCGGCUCACCUACUAGAGCCUCCAGGGCCCUGACCCCAAGACAGGAACCCCCCUUGUCCCUGUUCCCUGUUCUGGUCCCUGACUCCAGCCCUAGUCCCUGACCUCAGCCCUGUUCCCUGUUCUGGUCCCUGACUCCAGCCCUAGUCCCUGACCUCAGCCCUGUUCCCUGUCCUGGUCCCUGACUCCAGCUUCUCUCUAGCCCACCAUGAAGGAGUCCCGCCCAGCCAACGGUUUAAGGGUUUGGUUGCGGUAUUUUACCAGAUAGUGGUGUUUUUUAUUUAAUUUCUGCUAACCAAAAUCGCUAUCCUCCACUUUUCUUUAUUCACUUGAGACACAGAGGUGUACCUGCCCUGCGCUUAGUGUUUUUUUAUUUUUUUAUUUGACUAAUGCAUGGUGUCCUUUGUUAUCGCUUUAUGUACUCGUGGAUCAAAAAUGGGUUGGGGUUCCAGUGGUCUGUCGUAGACCUGGACCCGUGCUCAGAGAAAGGCCUUAAUCAGAACCAAUCCUGACUAACUGCGGAGCUAUGGACUACAAACAUGGACCCCAGCGGAGUGGGAGUGGAAGGUGACCGGCGUACUGCUUCAGACUGGUUUAACACCCCCCCCCUCCCCCUAGCUACCCUCACCAGGGUACGGUUGCAGCACAGCAUCCCUGCACACAGCAACCUGUACGAAAUUCAGCCCUCUGAAGCUCCUCAAUCCGACGCCGUCGAAGACACACGCACACACCACCGAUACUAACACACAUGCACACAGACCCGAUACUAACACACACACACCCCGAUAUAAACACACACGAACAAACCCAGAUAUAAACACACGCGCACACCCCAAUACGAACACACGCACACACACCCCCCGAUAUAAACACACAAACACACCCCCUGAUAUAAAUGGGGAUGAAGGACUGUGCAGACGACUGCACUGUCGGAAGUUUCCAGAAUAUUGAAGAUGUAUAACAUUAAGGGUAACUGCAGAUCCUCCCUAUGGUGGUUAGAUGGGUGGACUGAAUUUGAUGACCUCUACAGUUAUUGAUAGGAUCUUGUGUGGAAGGAGAAAGCGAGUGACAUUGUGUUUGUUGGGUUGCGUUCUGGACAGAGAACACGAUGGAAAGUUUGACUUAACCUAUGCAUUCAGAGUUUGAUAUUUUUAUAAUGGUUCUGUGUAUUUUGCAGAUAACCUUACACACUGUUGAAGCUGUGAUUUACGU
Gadus chalcogrammus (walleye pollock) is the source of this 3685-nucleotide messenger RNA. It is a transcript of the gene ankrd40, whose product is annotated as ankyrin repeat domain 40. The coding region runs from base 1236 to 2492 and encodes 418 amino acids. The record is from RefSeq and is a predicted model, not a curated record. Gene Ontology annotation, biological process: proteolysis. Gene Ontology annotation, molecular function: aspartic-type endopeptidase activity; protein binding. NCBI's taxonomy places the organism in Eukaryota, Metazoa, Chordata, Actinopteri, Gadiformes, Gadidae. The transcript is spliced from 5 exons.